GACAGAGGUUUUCGGCCAUUCCGGGGCAGAGGAGCUUUUAGGGGUGGAGAGAGAGGCAUGUACAGAGGAAGACCUCCUUUCAGAGGGUUUAACAGAAGAUCAUCAAGAGGUCAAAAUGUUUUGGUUAGGACAUGUGACAAAGAGGGUGUUCGGAGAAGAAGAAGGAUUGACCGGAAUGAAGAUGAUGAUAAUUUGACUUCCACGUUUUAUGAUUCAGUAGAGCAGGUUUCUGUUUUGUUAAAUAUUGAUAAAUGUGAUUCUGUGCAUAGACAGGUGUAUACAAAGCCUCCAGAUAAUCAGUUCAGGUCAGGGAACAGUGAGAUGACUGUGCUGAAUGAAAGAAUGCAGAGACAGUCCUUAAAUGACCCUGAUCGUCGUGGACGGAUUACAACAAGGCCUGGCUUUAACAGAGGAUUUCAGGGACGUAUCCAGAAAAGCAGAGGAAGAGGAUUCCGGGGCAGAGGUACCUAUGGAAAUACUUUUAGGGAAAGUUCAUCUGGUUUCAGAUCAAGGGGGAAGGGAUUUCGUCCAGACUUUAGAGGGAAGGAAAGGACAUAUGGAAGUUAUAGACUUUCUGAGAGGCGAGAUGAUUCAAGAGACAGGGCUCGUCAGGUUGACAAAGGAAGAAGGCAGCAAGCAAGUUGGAUUCCCGAGGAAGGAAUGACUGCUGUUGAUUCUAAUUCAAGGAAGACUUCUGGGAGCAGGAGAAGAAAUGUAUUGAACACUGGAAUCAGAAAGAGUCAGCUGCAAAGCAAGUCAGAAAGGUCAGAACUGGGAAGACGUCCACCUCGGCUAAAGGCUCAAGACUCAUCCCAAGAUGACGUCAUGUUGGUUGUGGGGAGAGGACCAACUGAUGAGAAAAAGAAUGAGGGUUCAGACAAGACACGCCUUAAGGAAUCUGAACCCGAGAAUGUCGGAGGAAUUGAUCUGGAAUUAAGUGACAUUUCUUCUGAAGAAAGUGAUGAUAACAGGAAUAAUUCAUCCAAUGUCCGUGUAGAAGUAGGAAGCAGGAGUAGACACAGGGUGAAAGAUGGAGAGGGCGGUAAAGAAAGACCAUCCAGGCGAAGUUGUCAUGAACUCCACAUUGAAAUGUCCAAACAGAGGUAUGGCAUGGACAGGAGAGUACUCCUGCCUAGAGACACAGGCAUAUCAAUGCGAGGACACAUAUCAAGGAGAGAUGCAGUGGCAUAUCAUCGGAGGCCUAGUUCAUUGGAAAGAGACCAAGAAUGGGUUCAACAGCUAGGUCGUUCCCUGUCGGAAGAAAGUGGCACUGGACAUACAAGAGAUGUGCAAAGGCAAAGGAAAAUAGGUUAUCACAGAGCAGAAUAUUCCAGUAAAGAAAGAGAAGCAAGUUUAUUAGGCAAAUGGAUUGAACAAAGGACUGCAGCCAUAUCUAGCUCCCCAGAUAAGUCUGAUUUUGAGGUUCAAAACAGAGUUGGUUCACAAAAUAGGCCAACGUCAAGAGAGCGGGGUGACAGGUAUCGAGAACGAGAGACAGCUGCAGCAUCCUCCAGCUCACGAGAAAGGGGGGACAUUUUGAGAUAUCGUGUAGAACGAGAAAACACUGUUGACAGUUCAGGCUCAAGAGAAAGAGAAGAUAGAUGUCAUAGAAACCGUGAGAAAACAUUUGACAGUUUUGCCUCAAGAGAGAUAGAAAAUAGAUAUGAAGAACGAGAGAAAACAGUUGAAAGUUAUGACAUACAGGAAUGGGAAGACAAUUAUCUUAGAGAAUGGGAGAAAAGAGAUUUAAGUUCCAGCCCAAGAGAACGAGAAGACAAAUAUUUAAGAGACCGAAAGAAGGGAGAUGAAAAUUCCAGCUCAAAAGAACGAGAAGACCAAUAUUGUGGAGAUGGAGAGGAGACUUUUGAAACUUUUGACUCACAAGAUUGGGAAGAAAAUUAUCUUGGACGGGAAGAAACAAUGGGAAGUUCCAGUUCAAGAGAGAGAGAAGACAAAUAUAGAGCACGAGAAAAACUGUUUGACAGUUUUGGCUUACAAGAUAAAUAUCAUGGAGACAGAUUGCAAACAGUUGAAACUUUCAUCUCAAGAGAACAAGAGGACAGAUGUGGUGAGCAAGAGAAGACAGUGGAACGUUGUAGCUCAGCAGAGAGAAAAUACAGAUAUCGUCAAUACAGACUGAAAAGAGUUGAAAGUUCCAGCUCAAGAGAAAGAGAUGACAAAUCUAUUGGAGACCGAGUAAAACCAGAAGAAACUUCUAGCUCAAGUGAAAGGAAAGAAAAAUGUACCGGAGAAAGUAAGAAAAGCAUUGACAGUUCUAGCUCAUGUGAAAGGGAAGAAAGAUACCCUGGAGAGCGAAAGCUAAGGCUUGAAAGCUCAAGCGAGAGUGAGGAUGGAUAUGGUAGAGAACGUGAGAAAACAUUUGAAACCUCCACCUCUAGUGAAGACAGUCACAGACAUGAACGAGAGUAUACAACAGGAAGUUCAAGUUCAAGUGAGAAUGGCAAGAGGUAUAGUGACUCCUUCAGUGAAAGCUCUAGCUCCCGGGAAAGUGAUGAUACCCACAGUAGACGUAGAAAAAGACUGAGAUCCAGUUCCCUUCAGGGUGAUUCUAGAAAACCUACACGUAGUAACGUCUCAGGAUCCAGAGAGAGGAGAUGCAGGGACAGAAAGCAAAGGGAGAGAACCUAUGAUGCUAGAAGGUCAAGGUCAAGUUCAUAUGAAAGUUCUGAUUCUGAAGUUGAGGAUAGAAGGUUACCAACUGUAUAUUCCCCGAGAAAGACCUUGCCCAAAGUGCAGUUUGGAUAUGGAAGACAUGUGUUUAGUUCAUUGUCUGAUUCACACAGAAGCAGAAGUCGAUCUGUGUCUGCUGCUAGGAGUAAGAUACAGUUUUAUGACCGAUUCAAUUACAGGUCAAAGAUGAAUGCAAAAGAGCAAGCAUUAAGGAAGGAGCAAGAACGAAAGAAGGCGGCUGCUUGGCGAUUGGUUCUUGAAGCCAGAAAAGCUGCAGUCAAGGACAAUGAGAGCUCCUCGAGCUUAGUUGAAGCUACACAAAGUCUCCAGAUAACUCUCAAAUCUGGGGUUAGCGUUGGACUAUCUGGAGGUGCUGAGAGUCUCCAAGAACAUAAAGACUACAAGCUAAAAGAUGGUAGUCCUAGAAAACAUAGUUUGGGCCAAGAAGAAACUGACCUCAAACCAAAUCGUAAAUCUCUACCUUUAGUAAGUAAUGAACCUUCUUUUCGGAAUUCCAGAACUGACAGCGAUGGGGCUACAGACCCAAAAUGUCAACCAUGGAUGACCAGGACUGUUUUUCUGAAAGAACCAAAUCCAGUGACAGUAGGCGAAAAUACAAUCUUAAAGCAGACUCCAAUUUCACCAUCAAAAACACAGAUCAUCCACUCUGAGAGUGAUCUUAAAAAGAAAACAUCGCCUGGAGGAGAAUCGGUCCAAAUCAUGUCACCAGGCAAGAAGUCUGUGUUUCCGCAAGGCUUAACUGCUGCCUCAUCUAUCAUCCGAUUGGUUCGACCUCCUGCUUCUUCUCCAAAGAAAAGUUUUUGGAAUGAUGUACAGCAGUCAAGGAGGAGGCCUCUUAAAGAAUACACGCCUCUUAAGAAAUCCACAUCUUUGACAGAGGUAGUUAAACCAUCCCCUUCUACUUCAAGCUCCUUUGAGCAGGUGUCACCUGAACCUCUCUCUUCCAAGAUUCUUCAGAAACAUUCCAAAUCGGCAAACCCUUCUAAGCCUGGUGAUGAUGAACUAAUCUCUAAUCCCAGUGGAGAUGAACAAGAUAUACCUGUUUCAGAGGCGAAGAAACAUUUGAAUGAAAACUCUCCAAACGAUACUCAUGAAUCAUCUGGUUCUUCUGCACUGACACAACAAGACAUCUGGAAUAUUCCUCUGCCGAAGUCCUCAACACCAUCGCCAAUUAAAAGUACUGAUUUAAAACCACGGGUCAUUCAAUUGCCAGUCUCUCUGAGGGUCAAGCCUGCAAAGGCUAAGCAGAUUCAUAAAGUAGUAGAGUUGAAGGAUGUAAUUGUUAAAUCCAGUGCCUCUUCAGAAUCCAAGUCUGGGAUUAGUUCUGUCAGUGCUUCCAACACUGAAUUGAAGUCCAAGACAAAAGUAGGAAGCUCUCUCAUAAGGGUAUCCACUUCAGAGUGCCUUUCAGACCAUGAAGAGGUGGACAUGGAUUUGGAUGAUGAAGAUGAUGAACAGACGAUAAGCUUGGAGGAAGACACAAGUUGGAUGAGUUUAGAACCUGAUCAAGGAUGUGCAUCAGAACGUCCUUCCUCUUGCACAAAGCACAGUUCAGUGCCUCAACCUGUUCCACCAUCACCAACAGCGGACAAGAGAUCACCAGACAUAAAGCAGGGUUCUGUAGGUUUGGCCGUUUCUUCUCCUCAACAGUCACCAAGUGCAUCCUCACAGAGACUUUCCAGAACCCUCUUGUUGAGUUCAUCUCCUAAGUCUGUUCUGACUGAGGAACAGUCAAUACUUUCUCAAGGUCAACAGGGGACAAAAAGUGAAGCUAAUCUUUCUUCAUCAAAGUCAGUUUUACAAACGGAAGUUCCGCAGUCACCUGGAGAGUUACAAAAGAACGUUGUUCAUAAAGUUUCAUUUAAACUUCAGCAGAACAGGGUUCCUCUACGGGUUCCACCAGCUCAGCUGUCGCCUCCAGCUUCACCAUCGAGGCCCGCCAGAAGUUCUCAGCAGAUUGAAAUCUGUCCAGUUACAUCCCCUACUCCGUUGCCAACUGUUAAAGCUCAAGUUUCAUUUUUUGAGACAGAGCCUAUGAAAAUCCCUGUACGAAAAUCCUCACCAGGAACAGUACCUGCGGAAUGCUCUGUUACCCAAGCUGUUGCAUCUCCAAUGCUUUCACCAGCAGCUAUCUCCCCGAGAUCAUCCAGUGACUGUCAACAGGAAAUCUUACCUUUGCCUGUCCCGUUACUGCAGCUCUCGCCUAUUCCUUCAUUCAUGUCCGGUAGCUUGCAGCAGACCUCCGUGUCCCGAGAUUCGUCACUAUCAUUAACAUCACAGUCUCCUGUACCACAGCCAGUUCCGUCGCCAAUGACAUCACCCACUUCGUUAUUGAGUGGAUUUUUACAACCAUCACAGCCAAAACCCAUCCCAUCACCCCAUCAGAUUUCACAGCCAAAACCUGUCCAAUCUCCCCAUCAAUCACCAAUUACAUCACCCCAAGUAUUGAGUGGAUAUCUGCAGACUUCACAGCCCAAACCAGUUCCACCACCUAAUCUGUCACCAAUUAGAUCACCUCCAGGUCUGUCAAGUGGAUUUCUCCAGUCUCCUCACCCACAAGUUGUCAAACCACCUCAUCAAACACCAAUCUCUCCUCCAGGAAUUUCAAGUGGAUUUCUACCAACAUCCCAGCCCAAACCUGUCCCACCACCUCAACAGUCCCCUCCUUCGGGCAACAUCCUGCCAAUGUAUGUGCCUUUGCCAGUUCCUCCACCUCAAGAACUACCAGCAACAUCACCACAAAGACUGUUGAGUAUUUUUUCACCAACCUCAGUUCCUCAGCCUGUUCCUCCUCCUAUACUGUCCCCAACGGCAUCCUCACAAGGCCUCUCCAGUAACCUCCUACACAGCAUCAUUCCCUUGCCAGUACCACCACCUCCCCACUCCCCAACUACAUCUUCAAGUAGCUACCUACCCACUCCAGUCCCUCAGCCAGUGCCUCCCCCGGAACACUCACUCAUCAAUGAUAGUAAGCCAAUAUCUCCAUCAUUGACCGCUGCCCCGAUAUCAAAGAAGUCGAGUCAGAAGGCUACCAGAGCAAGUUCCUCUAGACUAGUGAAAGAUCCAGGAUGUAAAGUGAAAAGCCAACAAGCCUCUCAGUCAAAAUAUCUAAGACAGCUGAAGACUGUUUUAAGAAAAUCCAUGUCCAAAUUAGCAGAAGCAGUGCCAAAACAAUCCUCAAGGUCUGUGCCAAAACAUGUAUCUAAGCAUGUGUCCCAGUCUGUGUCCAAGUCGCCAGUGGUCAAUCCAGAUGAGGAUUAUGACAGUGAUGAAUACGAUGCCCCGUCUCCAUACAGCUCCUCAAGCGGGUCCCCAAUGGACAUCGAGGCAAUGGAAGAAUCCAAGAUAGAAGUUUUCCAGCCAGUAACAAAACACGCUCUUCCAAUUCAAGACCCUGCCAAACUUGUUAGUUCAAGCCAAACUGCUUCCACAGUUCCUCCAAGCACCCCACAAUCCGAUGUCUCUAGGACUCCUGAGACCCCAAAGACUCCAGACACACCAAAGACACCAGACCCCCCGAGCUUACCAGGACCCAAUACUCCCCAGUCCGGUGGAAAACACUCCCGAGAUCCCCGACUUCAGGCCAGAGCUAGGAAACAGGAAGAAGCCAGGAUGUUGAUGAAGGCUUUGGUAAGGACUCUCUCAGGACCUACAGGAACCAUUGCCUCCAAGACGGGACUUGGCCAGAAACUGAAAACUGUUGCUAUGACGACCCGGUGCUCCCAGAGUCGUGGCAGGAGCUCCCUAGAUGCCCCCAUCAGCUCAGGAAGCAUGAGUCACCCAUGUGGAAUAGUGAGCUCACCGGGACGGAGGGUCAGUGAGAACGAGGAUCACAGUCAGUACUGCAACAGACCUUCUGAGGCAGUCCGAAACAGACCUCAGAGCUUUGAAGAUUUGACAGAUGGUGGUUAUUGGGGUGUUCCUCCUGAUGAAGAUGACGCUGCGCAAUAUACAAGCGAUGGAAAAGAUGCAGGUCACAGACCGACGCUGUCCAGAUCCUUGUCUGUAGGCACGCCCGUUGGACAAUCUGGGAACAUUGCUGGAGGUUCCAGAGAUGAAGGAAGCAGACACUCUGAGGAUGUUGCUAAGUCUGAGGAAAGGUGUCAUGGUGGUGGGGUGACAGGGAGAUGUUCUGUGCCCACAGAUGAGAGUCAGGUCAGAGAGGUUGCUCAGGAUGAAGAUUUCAGGACAAAAGACUCCACUUCUUUGACCCAGGUCUCAGGUCCGUCUUUGAAACCUCAGCUGACAGGUGAUACGGGUGUCAAUUGGGGUCAGUCAGAUUUAGUGGACAAGGGGUUGUUUGGGAAUACCAAGGAGCAGGGUCCCUCCUCGGGACCAGACAGGGAGGGUCAGGUUGGAGGAAGUUCAGUUUGCAGUGAUUUAAGUACUAAGGUGCUUGUUGGUACAAAAGAGUUGCAGAAAAUUGAGAACGAUGAGAGUGAUGAUCUCAGGAAAGGCCCAAUUGCCAGUCCCAAGGAGUCGGGGCCAAUAAAACCUUUGAGAGCAAGUGACAGCAGAGAUCCAGACCUCAAGGUUGCCGUUGGUGAAGGAUCAUCACCCAAUCAUGUGGACAGAUCGCCAGUGUCCGUAGCUGCCUCCCCAUCUGCGUGGAGUGACCCAAACGUUCAAGGAUCAGCCUCAAAACUGAUUCCGUCAGGAUCAGAAAGCAGAGAUUCCUUGUUUUCGGAAAAGGUGCGCGGGAUGAGUCUUAGAGAUGUAAGCGAUUGGGUGAAGAAGUCAUCACAUCAACAGCAGCUGGAACCAGAGACUGACCAAUGGUGGUCCACAAAACCUAGGAAGAAGAAGCAUGGUGGAGAGAAGAAGCGCCAUCACAGUAGUCCGAACUCUAAGUCACACACUUCUAGUCCCAGGUCUUCUGACGGAGAUAGACACCGCAAUGACUCAGGGACAAAGGGUGAUGGCAGGGAUAAGCAUAAAUUUAAAAGCUCACCAUGUUUUGGGAAAACAAUGAAAAACCCGAAAGCAGAUAUCAAGAGGUUUCUGUCACACGAUGCCUCCCCGAGCCACAAAGAUGGGGAUCGAACAAGAACUAUUGACUGGACCAGUGAAGGUUCAUAUGAACUUCCUGAAGCCAUGGACGUCGACACCCCUGAAGCUGUACGGACACCAUUGAAAUCUAAAAUGGUAUUAGACACCUCAAAGUUGUCUAAAUUUAAAUCCAAUCUGACCAAGUCUCCACUGUUUAAAGCCAAACCAUCUGUCUCAUCAACAUCAAGUGCUGUGUCAGAGUCGUCAGGUCCAUGCAGACCUACCCAUACUCCAGCACGGCGGGCGUCAGACAUGUGCAACCCUUUGGGGUCUUACAGGAUUCCUAAGCUGAGCUCAGCGAUGUCAGAGACGUCUGCGAAAGAGGUCAGAGAGGAGAAAACAGAAGCUCCAAAGAAGAAGGAUGAUGAUGAUCCAUCGGAAUGUGAAGCUGGUAGUGACUCGGUCCCGGAGUCGGACGACGAUCUGUUCAACGAAACUCCCGCCUUCUUGAAGGAAUUUGAGAAGACAAGCAAGGCUAUACUAGAGGCAGGCAUGACUCCGGGAACUCCAGAACGUACGCAGUCAGAGUCCAUGCUCAGUGAUGACAGCUUCUUGAUGGAGGAGCCAGCCGUCAGCUGCAGCAGCAGCAAGCUGGGAGCCAGCAAGACAUCGGAGGCCAAGUCCGUUUUCUCUCUCGAUGCCUUGUUGGCGGAGAAGGUGGAGAAUGAGGAGGCAGACCGGGAACUUCACGUCAUGCAGUUCGAGUUGAAGGAGGGCAUCAGACAGGGAGGAUUCAUCAAGUUAGCAGAAGCGGAAGUCGAGGACUCUGAAGAUGAGUUGCUGCCUGAACAUCAGCAGAAGCUGGAAUAUUUUCAAGUCUCCGAGAGCACCAUUCAAGACCACCAUCCUGGAGACGUGGUGUUUCAUCCUGGCAAGUUCCCGGGUGUGUUCACUGAGGCUCUCAGUCCAGGCCGGUGUGGCUUCCUGCCCUCCAACAACUUCCUGGAGAAACACCUGGCCAACAUUGCUCCAGAUGCCCUGUGCGACCUGCUGACCACAGACAUGUUGUCCAUCUGUUUCCACAAGAUCACGAAGCAGGAGGAGAUACUUCAGUGGAUCUUCUUCAUCAUGUCAGUACACAGCAACAGCCAAGUGAUCCAGGGUUGCAAGAAACUCGUCUUCGACAUCAUCCACACUCAACUCAGUCUGGAGGACGCCACUCCCACCUGGGCACCAGCGGCACUCGAUGUUCUCAAAGUGUUUGUUAAUUUUGGUGCUUGUUCCGCGGACUUGCUGCAGCAGCAGGACGUGUUAUCACAGGAAGAAAUCAGAACUUGUGUGACCCCGGAGGAUGACAGUAACCUGGCCCCCAACAACAACAACGUUCCGCUGCGGUCGUACUCGGAGAACCUGCGCGAGGUGCUGCAGACCCUGGCUUUCGCGCUGCAGGGGAGGCCCCAGUACACGGCAGCACAGCUGAACAUCCUCCUGGUGAUGGUUGCCAAGGCGGCUCUGGACAAGGAGUUCAUCAACAACAUUCUCCUGUACGAGUUCAGUGUCGUGGUCAGCUCCAUCCUGCCCUGCUACACACAGCCAGACUGGGACACCGAGAUGCCGAUGCUGUGUUCCAAGCUGUCCUGCAUCACCGCCCACCACCACAACCACGUCUACCUGACACAACUCUUCCCCCACGGCAAGCGGGGCAGCAGCAUACAGCGGAGACUGGCUUACCUCCUCCUGGUCAAGAUGCUGCAGCCAGGGUGCGCUGUCUCCCACCAACAGCUUGCUGCGUUCAAGUUGGGCCAGCUGACGGUGUUGUUCCCUGCCCUGAGGGAGCUGGCGACCGAUGACCUGUACGCCCUGGCCAGUGGUGUGGCCCUGCUGGACAUUGCGGUUGGCAGCGAACCCCUCAACUCCGAGGAGAAGGAUGACCUUCAGCUCCUGAUGGAACAGCUCCGGACACUGACCAGUGAUGUUCGGGACAAUGUCCGCCGACUGGACCACACGCGGGUGAAGGAUCUGAUGGUGAGGAUCUCCAGCAAGUGGACGGUCACACUGCAAGCCACGUCCAGCAAACAGAGAAGCCUGUUCGCUUGGACCAAGCAGAAGUCUCCGCAGAAGAUGCAAGUCCAGAGACUGGAGACCGGGUCCUCGGAUCAGGACUCGGAGGAGGAGGAGGAGGAGGAGGACACAGAUGUCCCUGGAGCAGAUCCUGCUCACAAACCAGACGACUUGUCUGUUCCCAUGGAAACAGACACCUGUGUGGACAGUGACUCCAGACCUAGAGAGGUAUCACGUACAGGUUUUCCAAGUGAUGGUGUUGUUUCUUGUGUGGAGAAUACUGGCAAACCCAACAUCGUGGACUCUGGAGGUGGUGGGGACACAGCCCAAGCUGGGGAUGUGAGGGUGAAGAGUGAGGAAUUGAGAUCAAAACAUAAUGGAGGUUUGACAUUGAACAAUGGAGAUUGUGAUGGUACCCAUCUUGUGGACCAGGACAAGUCCAGUCUAGAGGCUGGGCACGGAGGGGAGGAGAUGAAUCAGAACAACAGUGCCCUGGUCGUGUCCAAGUGUGGAGGAUACAGAGACAUCAAGAUGGAGAGCGAGGUGAGGGUCUUACUCACGGACAUUGGGCAGGUGGAUUCCGAGGACAUCGAGGUUUCUUCGGGGGAAGAGAGCCUUCCUGAACUUGACAUUGUGUGAUGGGGCCAGUUUCUUUUCUUUUUAUAUAUAAAGUGGAAAGUACCAUGAAAUUGUGAUUGUUUGUGUUGAGGGUUGAGGUGACAGACAUUGGGGGGCUGUCUGCUACGUGACUUAAGAACUACCUGAAAUCUAUGUGCUUGAUGUUCCUGAGUGUCUUGGGCUCACUGCCAUAUUUCCUCCGCAUUGAACUGGAAGAAUAAUCAUAGACUUUAUAGCAGGGCUGACUGUUGAAUGGAUUUUUUACAAAGGGACAUAACUCCCAACCCAUGAUUUGUCUCUGGGACAAAACAGAUGUAACCGGAACUGACUGUAUUCCAAGAAAUGGCUGCUUGCAUAAUGUCUCAAGUCCAGCAUUGCUGUUUAUUGGAACAAGGAUGAGUGUUUCAGAUCAAUGGUUGAAUGAAUAUUCACAUAUGAAUGUCUGUUGAAUGUCUGAACAUAUGAUCAACCUUGUACUGUAGCUAACAUGAUGAGCUCCCUGGGGAUGACCCAAGUCAGAAGGGGGCAUUUAUCAGGAUCCUGUCGGCUGCUUUUAAGGUAUAGUAUUGACAGGAAUGUUGGGUGUCAUUUAACAGAGCUACUGGCUGCAAUGUUGGUAUGAUAUCUCCUGGAAUGUGGGUUAUAAUUUGAGAGAUACUGGCUUCCAUUACAUUAUCAUGUUGAUAGACAGGAAAGUGGGGUGUCAUUCAAAAGAGCUACUGGCUGCUAUGUUGGUAUGAUAUCUCCUGUAAUGUGGGUUAUAAUAUGAGAGAUAUUGGCUACCAUUACAUUAUCAUGUUGAUUGGGGGUGGGGCAUUUGGCAAGCUAUUGGUUUCAAUUAGGCUAAAAAACAAAUGGUCUUGGUUCUUUUUUAUUUCCAUUUUAUUUUAUUUUUCCAAAAUCCAUAAACUUAAUAACAUCGGAUCAAAUUUUGCACGCAGUUACCUCCCUUUACAUGACACUGCUUUACUGCGCAUCUCGUGUUAUUGUCAUGGAGACAAUAGGAGUUUGUAUGCUUGUUUAUAUAGGGAGGCCCUUUCCAGGUUACCAUGGUUACAGUUGUGUCUCCAGCAGGGGUGCUGAUACAUGCAAGCCGAAGUGUUAACAUGUGAUAGAAUGAAUGUCUGUUGGCCAAAUAAGGAAGGAAAGUGCUUAUGGGUGUGAGAAGAAAUAUUUGUGAUACUGACCAAAGAAAUUAGAUGGUGUCAGACACCUUGGCCGUUGUGUGAUGAAUAUAUGUGUGUUGUUAAAUUCUGUUGUAUAUUGACCAUGAUGAAUAUGUCCACAGCCUUCAAGUUGUACCGCCACAUGCAAAUGUUUUUUAAAUAGAUUUGAAAUGUUGACAAGCCUUUAAAAUUAUUUCAGUUUUUGGAAGAGAAUUUAUGGAUGUCAAUUUCUUUAUUAAGAGGAACACAUCGUUUCGGAGCAUAUGCUUACUCCUUCAUCAAGUAAAUAAAUUCUAUGAAGCAGAGCAUAUAUAUAUGUACCUGUAAGAACAACGAAAGUAAUAAGAUAACAAAGGUGGAAAUUUAACAGGGGAAGCCAACAGUUAACCGUUAAUUAGCACUGAUAGGUGAUAUCUACCCAGUGCUUGGGACUUAUUGCUUUGAUUAUUGUCUGUGCUCACCUCUUAUGCUGCAGUUUCCAGCCUUAGUGAGUUGGGGGAAGAGUUGCGUCCCUUCGGCAUGCCAGAAACCAAUGAUUUUGGGUUCAAAUCCCGGUUUGCCCCGAUUAUGUUUCUUGGUUUGUCAGCACCAUACCCAUGCUCGUGGGUUUCACCGAAGUGGUAAACGUCUGAGACCUGCAUCACUUCGGACUUUCCUCCCACAUUAAGCUGACACGCCGCGAUAUAACUGGAAUACUGUUAAAAGCGGCGUUAAACCCAACUCACUCACUCAACCCUGAGUGAGUGUACUAAAGUUUACUUCAGGUUAGCUAAUUGUCGGUGCUAGUUAUCCAGCUGGCUUCCACUUGUCCAUUGCCAUUUCCAAUGCUAUUACCAUGAUUACCUAUCAGACUUAAUUACUUCCUGCCUCCUGUUUGCCUAUUACCAAUCAGUGAUACUUGAAGUCCUGGGCCCCGUUCCUCAAAGCCAUCUUAGCGCUAAGGUGAUCGUAACUCUCAUACUUUAACACUGACUUACGAUGGUCGUAGUGCUAAGAUCACGUAGUGGAACGAGGCCCUGGCUUCCAGUUGUCCAUUGCUAUGACCUCUCAGCACUAAUUAACUGUUAAAUGUCCAAGAAAGUCAAUGGUGUUGUUUGGAAUGUAGAUAAUUCCUAACAUUAAUAAUGGUGCAAGGAUAAAGCGGCUGUGUCUGUGGUAUCGGGUUGAUCCCUUAAUGCUGGUGGGCGUGGAGAGAAAUGCCCUUUAUAUGCCCCGGAAUGAUAUCUGUUUAUAUCCUCCCUUGCAGCAAGGAUAAGCACCCUGAUUUCCCUGAUCGGUGAGGCUUUUGUAUGUGACAGCAGUCAGGACUGGGGCAGUGUUUACAAAUGACUUUGAAAAGAUAACUUUCACCCUCAGCUUCUCAUAAUCCAUGCUCCAGGCAUACCAAUGUUGAUUGCCAGGCACACCAAUGUUGAUUGCCAGGCACACCAAUGUUUGAUUGCCAGGCACACCAAUGUUGAUUGCCAGGCAUACCAAUGUUUGAUUGCCAGGCUAAGAUAGUGCUUCUUAAAAAAGUCUUCUAGGACAUUGUAGACCUGAUGCUGAGCAGUCACUCUUGUUCAAUUUGCCAAGACAUUGUUUACCUGCCAGAAUUUGUAUUUAAGCAUCAUUUUCAGUGAAUAAUAGUUUUGAUAUUUUGCAGGAUAACCCCAUUUAUCAUUUGCAGAACCCAAACAUCUGCCAUUAAUUGCCCUAAGAAGGAGAGCAAAUUAUAAUCCCCUGAAAAAUAGUGUUUUGAUUAUUAUAGCUAAAAGUGAUAGUGUUUGAUCUUAGCGGGAUAUGAUCCCUAAGACAACCUUCUGGGUUAGAAUUGGUCUUCAGCAACCUAAGAGGUGACGAAAGGGAUUGGGGGGUCAGACUCGCUGACUUGGUUGAUGCAUGUCAUCAUAUCCCAAUUCCGUGGAUCGAUGCUUAUGAUGUCAAUCACUGGAUUGUCUGGUCCAGACUCAAUUAUUUACAGACUGCAGUCAUACAGAUGGAAUAAUGCUGGGUGCAGCAAUAUAAAAAGAAACAUCUUGGGCUCGUCUUUCACUUGCAUAGAAAGAAACAUCUUCCAAGGCUAAUGCAACAAAUACUAUUUAUUGUUAUGUUUGAAUGCGAGUAUAUUCUAUGUGUUUGAGCAAGUCGGAGAUUAUUUUAUGUAAUAAAAGUUCUCCUUCCA
Molecule: messenger RNA, 13707 nt
Organism: Haliotis rufescens (red abalone)
Lineage: Eukaryota; Metazoa; Mollusca; Gastropoda; Lepetellida; Haliotidae
Product: SMC5-SMC6 complex localization factor protein 2-like
Exons: 20
Coding region: 58-10401 (3447 amino acids)
Source: RefSeq, a predicted model, not a curated record